Molecule: messenger RNA, 1275 nt
Organism: Cyanidioschyzon merolae strain 10D
Lineage: Eukaryota; Rhodophyta; Bangiophyceae; Cyanidiales; Cyanidiaceae
Exons: 1
Coding region: 1-1275 (424 amino acids)
Source: RefSeq, a predicted model, not a curated record
AUGCUGAAACGUUCAUCGAAGGUGGAUCUACCAUGCUUCCUGAUUCGUUGGCCCGAAGCUAGUUUACGUUUAAGCUGCAGAAAGAUCGCUACUUUUUCGACUCCGACGAAACGCAGCCACACGAGUGGUGUCGAACUGCGUGCUUUGCAGAGGACACGAGCAAGCUGCCUGGAUCGAAGGCCCAUUACGCUCAAUGGACUUCAACUGGCGGAGGAUGGAUCUGCGCAUCCAGUUAGGAACGAGCUAUUUUACCACCUCGUCGAAGGAAGACGUCGUGUACGAGCGGACGCUAAACAGCCCAGGUUCCAAGUUAGCCCAAGCUACGAGUACGGCGCAGUGGCACCCGGCGGCGGUUCGGGCGAUGGGACACGUUCGAGGAAGUACGGUGGUGAUAAUGACGAUAAUGAAGAGGACAGGGCCCUCGACCCUGAAAUUGAAGCUUUGCUAAGGAGAGAGGAACGCGGAGUUUCUUCCCUUCCUGAGGAGUUCCAGCGCAAAGUCGGUGAGGGCAGUCUCGCUGUGAAGGAUCUGAAACGCCUCCUCAUUAUCGAGAAAAUCCCUCUAAUCGGUGCGCUGGCCAGUAGGUGGCCUGGUCUUCGAAGUCGUCUUGUUGCAAAUCCUCGUUUUAUGUCGGUCAUGGCGGUGGAGCUAGUCAUCGGCUUCUUUUCCAAAAGUGCAGCGGAGGUUAAACAGCGGGGCCGGAAUUUUUGGUCCGAGUUUGACUUCUACCUAUCGGAUAUCAUGCUUGAACUUGUAGGUGACUUUUCCCUUGUCUGGUUGCUCUCACCAACGAUGAAUGCAUAUCGAAUGCCCGCGACAAACUCUGCUUUCACUUCGUUGCUUGGGCAUCUAGAGCGGCUACCCAAGUUUGCUCUGCAACCGGGCAUGCAGUAUACCCUUGGUCAACGUUCGGCUUGUUUGCUUCUCAAAGGAUUGCAGUUUGGUGCUGUAGGAUUCUGUGCGUCCGUUGUUGGUCACUCACUUACGAAACUGCUCGUGUACUCGCGAAGGUGUCUCGGUCCUCAAUCAGCAUCGAGCUCGGUGAAGCUUGCCCCUGUCUUGGCCAAUUCGAUAUCUUGGGGGGCUUUUAUGGGACUCUCGAGCAACCUCAGAUACCAGGCCGUGAGCGCUGUGGAGGCUCGUAUGCUGGAGCCGCUUUUAGCUGGCGCUCCUGCGAUUGUCUUCACGACGAUAUCGUUUUUGCUGCGAUUCGCGAAUACAUAUAUAGGCGGUGUUCACUGGAUUCAAUGGGCCCGGUGGACAGGCGUUCAGUAG